This is a messenger RNA of Girardinichthys multiradiatus, 4096 nucleotides long. Its product is annotated as gastrula zinc finger protein XlCGF57.1-like. The coding region runs from base 1383 to 2915 and encodes 510 amino acids. Gene Ontology annotation, biological process: regulation of transcription by RNA polymerase II. The transcript has 2 exons. Gene Ontology annotation, cellular component: nucleus. NCBI's taxonomy places the organism in Eukaryota, Metazoa, Chordata, Actinopteri, Cyprinodontiformes, Goodeidae. Gene Ontology annotation, molecular function: RNA polymerase II cis-regulatory region sequence-specific DNA binding; DNA-binding transcription activator activity, RNA polymerase II-specific. The record is from RefSeq and is a predicted model, not a curated record.
ACUCUGAGACGGAAACAGGCAGAGAAGGAGAUACGAAUAAAGAAAGAAGGAUAAAGGGAAUACUAAAUAACACCCUAGAAGACUGCUUGUACACCUGCAGAAACAGAUAUAUAACAACAGUGUUACUGAAAAUACAUGGUACUAAUAAAUGCAAAAUGUAUUUACUGGCAUAUGCAUCUCAAAAUAGAGUAUUUCUCUAUGUGUGAGUGUGCUUGUGUCUAUAAGGUUUCUCCAUAAGAAUAUUAAAUAGUGGGUUUGAGGAGCCACAGACCUGGCCCCAGGACCUGAGACACAAAGGAGAUUGGAGCCAUAAACAUCCAAAGGCCCCCCAGAGCACAGGAACACUGGGAGGACCACUGCCGGGACACCUGCACCUUCCCCCAGAGGAGAGCCACAGUGCCUGGAACUGCACCAACAAGCCCACGGGCCCUGUCGCAGCCGGCUACGCUGGAGCAAAUCCAGCCAUGGACCCAGAGACCCGAGGGCGCACCAGCCCCUAGCAGAGGCCCGACAGAGCCAGAGGGUCCAGGGCCCGCCAAGCAGCCAUCAGGUGUAAGGUUGCACACACCAAAGCACCCAGCCCCGGAUACAGAGAACCACCAACACACCGGCGGGCAGACACAGCAGCCACCGGCAGGGGCCUUAGAAUGAUCCAGGACGGGGUGCAAAUGCGUACACAUAAAAACACUCACACCCACACCCCUAACAUAAAGACACAACAAUUCACACUCCCCAUACACUCUGUAUCCCCAGGUUCAGGUACCAAUACCCCAGAAGGACAACCAGCCUCUGGACCCAGGAGGUCGUCCCCUUGGUAGCCACGACAGCUACCGAGCUACCAGUCCAGACUAUGCCCGGAUGAUCACGGCCCCCAAUGACCCCUGCUCCUAUCCAGAAAGGGGUCCUCGAACAAAGUAGGAGUGGGCCACCCCAUCCAAACGAGCCCGCCAACCAUAGCUGCCCCAGGAAUAAACGGACCCAACUCCUCAAUGAAUUCCAAUCUCAACCCCAUGAAUCUCCCACCCCCGUGAACCCCAACAUGAAACAUGAAUUUCCCCACAGGGCCCGUCCCAAACCAGGACACAGAUAUAGAACACAUUUCCCUGAACUCAAAUGCCUAAAGCCGAUGAAGACACAUCCAUACAGCGCGAGCUCCGCUAACAGCCCUGCCGAAUCCCGCCCCUACCACACAACUGCCUGCGGCUGCAAGGCAACGGCCCCCCACAGAACAUGACCACCUACAGGAUCAUGUUUGGAAAGAGGAGGUUUUCUCUGACCAGCAGCUCUGUAAACAGGAGAGGAAUUCCAGUUUGGACCAGGAGGAACCAGAACCUUUGCAGAUAAAAGACGAACCAGUACAUCCCUGGACAGAAGGGGGAGAUAUGGACCUCUAUAUAAGUAAGCCUGAAGAGCAGUUUGUACUGAAGCAGGAGACUGCAGAUCCAUUUAUGGUGAUUCCUUCUCAUGUGGUAGAGUACUACAUUGAACCAGAACCAAUCGGACACCAAGUCCUCUCUCAGGAUCUUUGUAAAACUGAGAACCAGGAUCAAGAAGGAAACCAUCAAAAAGAUUCUAGAUUAAACCCAGAUAAUGAGCCAAAACAAGAUGAUAGAUGUCAGAAAACCAUAAUGCAAAAAAACUGUGUUAACAAUUCAGAACCCAAAAGACACAAGAAAACUCACACUAACAACUUGUAUUCUUGUAAAAUUUGUGGUGACUUUUUUUCUCAAAAUAGUAACUUGGCUCUACACAUGAAAACUCACACAGGUCAGAGGCCCUUUUUAUGUCUGUUUUGUGGAAAAAGCUUCACUACAAAAUAUGUUUUUAAUAGCCACGUUAGAAUUCACACAGGUGAGAAGCCUUUCUCUUGUGAGACGUGUGGAAAAGGCUUUACUCAAAAAUGUCAUUUGACUUAUCACAUGAGAACUCACACAGAUGAAAGGCCUUUUCCUUGUAAUACCUGUAAAAGAACCUUUAGAACAGACGCUUCAUUGAAUAAACACAGGAGAACUCACACAGGUGAGAGGCCAUUUUUGUGCCGGAUCUGUGGAAAAGCAUUCUGUGAAAUUAAAACCUUAAAAGCUCAUUUCAUAACUCACACAAUGGAGGAGCGUUUUCCGCAUAUGACAUGUGGAAAAAUAUUUAAAAAAAAAGCUUAUGUAACAGUUCACAUGGGAACUCACAAAGGUGGGAAGCCUUUCAGAUGUCUGUCCUGUGGAAAAAGCUUCACAAAAAAAUAUGUUUUUAAUAGGCACGUUAGAAUUCACACAGGUGAGAGGCCUUUCUCUUGUGCGAUUUGUGGCAAAAAUUUUACUCAAAAAUGUCAUUUGACUUAUCACAUGAGAACUCACACAGAUGAAAGGCCUUAUCCUUGUAAUACCUGUGAAAAAACAUUCAAAUCAAAAUAUUUUUUGGAUCAACAUGUGAAAACUCAUACAGCUGAGAGGCCUUUCUUAUGUCUGGACUGUGGAAAAGGCUUCACUAAGAAAUCUAGCUUUAAUGUGCAUGUCAGGAUUCACACAGGUGAGAAGCCUUUCUCUUGUGUGAUUUGUGGCAAAGGUUUCAACCAAAAAAGUCAUUUGAUUUCUCACAUGAGAACUCAUACAGCCGAAAAGCCUUUUCCCUGCAAUACCUGUGAAAAAAACUUCAGAUCUAAAAGUUAUUUGGACCAACAUAUGAGAACUCAUACAGCUGAGAGGCCUUUCUUAUGUCUGGACUGUGGAAAAAGCUUCACUAAGAAAUCUAGCUUUAUUGUGCAUGUCAGGAUUCACACGGGUGAGAAGCCUUUCUCUUGUACUAUUUGUGGCAAAGGUUUUACCCAAAAAUGUAAUUUGACUUGUCACAUGAGAACUCACACAGAUGAGAAGCAUUUUUCCUCUAAUACCUGUGAAAAAACCUUCGGAAGAAAGGAAUAAUUGAAUGAACACAUGAUAGCUUACACAGGUGAGAAGCCCUUUUUGUGUGUGACCUGUGGAAAACAGUUUACAGGAAGUUACAGAUGAAUUAAUCACAUGAAAACUCACAUAGGUGAGAAGCUCUUUUUUGUGUCUGAUCUGUGGAAAAGCAUUUUGCCAAAGUUGACUUCAUAACUCGCAAAUAUGAAGGCUUCUCCAUAUAUGACUUGGGAAAAGUUACAGUAAAAAGACAGAUUUAAUACUUUACAUGAGAACUCACACAGAACUCACACUGGUGAGAAUCGAUAGGAAUGCACCGAUCGAUUCUCAGAAUACACCUUUCCAGGUAUGUAAAAAAAAAAAGUCCAUGUGAAAACUCCUUUUACUCAUCACAUGAGAACAUUCAGAGGUAAAAGGCUUUCUCCUUGCGAUGUUUGGAGAACGAAUAGGGAAAAAGGGAGAGAGUUGGGUAAAAAGUUAAAAGGGAGAAAAGGAGAUAAGAAAACAGAAACGGAAAAAAGAUAAUAUGAAAAUACAAGAUUAUUCCUUAGAAGUCUUUUUUUUUUGUGACUGCAGAAAGAGACAGGUAUGACAUGAAGCAAUUGCAGCCACAGACAUCCAAAGGCCCCCUGGAGCGCAGGAUAAAAUGUUAUAUAAAAAAAACAGAUUUAACCCUUAACCGAGAACUCACAACAGUGACCAGGUAGAAGAAUGCACAUGAGAGACCUUUUCCAUGUAUGACCCAUGAAAAAAUGUCCCUCUAAAAAUGCCUUUACCCCAUUGCCUGAGAAAAUUCACAGGUUAAAGGCCUUUAAAGGUGAUGUUUGGAGAAAAUGUUUGUUCUGUUGCUGUCAUUUGGCUUAAAAUUGAAAUUAUUGCUGAUCAGUUUGAACAUGCUUUGACUUGGUACAAAGGCUUUUGAAUUAAUAAUUGAAGUGCAUUUAUAGAAAUAUAACACUCGUCUAGAAGUUCAAACUUUCAACUUUAUUAGUAUUUUUCUAAUGGGAAAUUUACCAUGAACUAAUUUUAAUGCUGUUCUUGAUUCUGCAAAUGUGCUGUUUACCUGCUAAAAUUAAAGGAAAUGAUUCUUUUGUUUUUAUUACGUUUUUUAUUGUAAUAUUUUCUGCUGUGGCUGUUUUCCAUUAAUGUCAUCACUGUUUGAUUGAUAAACCAAACAGCAAUAAAAAAUGUUUUAAAACACA